AUGGCCAAGAGCGGGUCGAAGGAGCCUUCGGGCGGCCAUGUCUCGGGCCAGUCCAACCGCCCCUUGAGCCGCCCGGCCCACGCCCUAACGCACGAACAGCUCGCCGCCGAGCUUGAUGCCGACAUCCUGUCCGGCCUGACGGCUCACGAGGCCAAGACCCGGCUCGAGCAGUAUGGACGUAACGACCUCGGCGAAGAAGAGGGCGUCCAGCCCUUCAAGAUCAUUGUGGCCCAAAUCGCCAACGCCAUGACGCUGGUGCUAAUCUUGGCUAUGGCCGUCAGUUUCGGUAUCAGGUCGUGGAUUGAAGGCGGCGUCGUUGCCAUCGUCAUCCUGCUCAACAUCGUUGUCGGUUUCUUCCAGGAGUACUCGGCCGAGAAGACCAUGGACUCCUUGCGCUCGCUCAGCUCGCCUACCGCCACGGUAGUCCGCGGCGGUGAAGCCAUGGUCGUGCCUUCUGGCGAGGUUGUGCCUGGCGAUCUGAUCGAGGUCAAGAUGGGUGACACCAUCCCCGCCGACAUCAGGCUGGUUGAGGCUAAGAACUUUGAGACCGACGAGGCUUUGCUCACUGGUGAAUCCCUGCCUGUCCGUAAGCGGGAGACUGCUACUUUCGACGACAACACCGGCCCCGGCGACCGGCUCAAUGUCGCCUACAGCAGCUCGACUGUCACCAAAGGCCGCGCCAAAGGUAUUGUCUUUGCUACCGGUACCUUCACCGAGAUUGGUGCCAUUGCCUCGGCUCUCAACCAAAAGGAACGCCGCGUUCGCCCCGUCAAGCGGAAGCCCAACGGCAAGGCCGGGCCCCAUCGCUACCUGGAAGCUUACACCCUCACCCUUGGCGAUGCCAUUGGUCGGUUUCUAGGCGUCAGCGUCGGCACUCCUCUGCAACGGAAGCUCAGCAAACUGGCCAUGCUUCUGUUCGGUAUCGCCAUUGUCUGCGCCAUCAUCGUUCUGGGCGCCAACAAGUUCAAUACCCGGCAGGAAGUCAUUAUCUACGCUGUCGCCACCGGUCUCUCCAUGAUACCCGCAUCUCUGGUCGUCGUCCUGACGAUUACCAUGGCCGCCGGCACCAAGCGCAUGGUGCAGCGCAACGUCAUCGUCCGCAACCUUAAGAGUCUCGAAGCCCUCGGCGCCGUCACCGACAUCUGCAGCGACAAGACCGGCACCCUCACCCAGGGAAAGAUGGUCGCGCGUGGUGCUUGGGUCCCCGGUCUCGGCACAUACACGGUCGAACUCACGUCGGGCGAACCGUUUAACCCGACUAAGGGCGACAUCCGCUUCGACGCUCGCGAGCCACACCAGAUCAACUUCCGCCCCCGGUCCGACAAGGAGGAGAAGGAGACGGCCGAGAAGGGCUCCAUUGCCUCCCCUUCCGAUCUCCUCGCCAGCAGCAAGACUCGCCUGCAGGAAUUCCUCACCGUCGCCUCGCUGGCCAAUGUCGCGACCGUCUUCGAGAAGGAAGGUGAGUGGUUCGCCCGCGGCGACCCGACCGAGAUCGCCAUCCAGGUGUUUGCCAGCCGCUUCGGAAAGAACAGGUUGACUCUCGUGAGUGAGGACAACAACAACAAGCCCGAGUGGAAGGAGGUUGCCGAGUUUCCGUUCGACAGCGACGUGAAGCGGAUGAGCGUCAUCAUGAAGCGCAAUACUACCGACGAGCAAUUUGCGUUCACCAAGGGCGCUGUCGAGAGGGUUAUUCGGGUGUGCACCAAGUACUGGACGGCCGAUGUGCCUGCCGGCGAGACGGGCGAGGUCGACAUGACGGAGGACUUCCGAAACCAUAUUUUGUCCAAUAUGGAGGUGUUUGCCGGCCUUGGCCUCCGCGUGCUGGCGCUCGCGAGCAGAAAGCUAGAUGUUGGCUCGGCUGCGAGCGAGGAUACUGACCGUAACGAGAUCGAAAAGGACCUUACCUUCCUAGGCCUGAUUGGCCUGUACGACCCGCCGCGUGCCGAAUCGGCUCCGGCCGUGCGCGAGUGCCAUGAGGCCGGCAUCUCGGUGCACAUGCUUACUGGCGACCACCCGGAGACGGCCAAGGCUAUUGCCAUCGAAGUCGGCAUCCUGCCCAAGCGGAUGGACAAGGUCAGCGCCGACAUGGCCAAAGCCAUGGUCAUGACGGCUGGCGAGUUCGAUGCGCUUGAUGAUACCCAAAUCGAUAAUCUCCCGGUUCUUCCGCUGGUCAUUGCGCGGUGUGCUCCGAGCACCAAGGUGCGCAUGAUUGACGCCCUCCACCGCCGCAAGAAAUUUGUCGCCAUGACCGGCGACGGUGUAAAUGACUCUCCGUCGCUCAAGCGCGCAGACGUGGGCAUCGCCAUGGGCCAAGCCGGUUCCGACGUGGCUAAAGACGCCUCAGACAUUGUCCUCACAGACGACAACUUCGCGUCCAUCGUCGCCGCCAUCGAAGAAGGCCGGCGCAUCUUCGACAACAUCCAAAAGUUCGUCUUGCACGUCCUGGCCGAGAACAUUGCCCAGGCCGGUACGCUGCUCAUCGGCCUGGCCUUCAAGGACGCCACCUCGCUAUCCGUCUUCCCGCUCGCCCCCGUCGAGAUCGUCUGGAUCAUCAUGGUCACCUCGGGCCUGCCAGACAUGGGUCUCGGCUUUGAGCGUGCCGUUCCCGACAUCAUGCGCCGCCCGCCGCAGUCGCUCAAGACGGGCAUCUUCACCAUGGAAUUCCUCGUUGACAUGGUCGUUUAUGGCUUGUGGAUUGCCGCGCUGUGCCUGGCCAGCUUCGUCCUGCGCGUCUAUGCCUGGGGCAGCGGCAACCUGGGCUCCAACUGCAACGAGUCGUACAGCGAGUCGUGCGAGACGGUGUUCCGCGCCCGCGCUACCACGUUCGCCUGCCUGACGUGGUUCGCGCUGUUCCUGGCCUGGGAGCUGGUCGAUAUGCGCCGGUCCUUCUUCCGCAUGCAGCCCGGCAGCAAGAAGUAUUUUACCCAGUGGUUCUACGAUGUCUGGCGCAACAAGUUUUUGUUCUGGGCCAUUGUCUUUGGCUUCGCCACGCUGUUCCCCACGCUGUAUAUCCCCGUCAUCAACCAUGCUGUGUUCAAGCACACGGGCAUCAGCUGGGAGUGGGGCAUCGUGUUCAUCGCCGCAGGCUUGUUCUUUGCCGGCGUCGAGGCGUGGAAGUGGGGGAAGAGGGUUUAUUUCCGCAAGAAGGCGCGCAAGACGACUGGCCGGCUGUGGAAGGAUAUGGAUAUUGAGGAGCGGGUGUUUGGUGAGUACAUGAGCGGCUAUGAGAGCUCCGAGGGCAUGGUUGCCGCCAACGGACGGGAUUGA
This is a messenger RNA of Parathielavia appendiculata, 3267 nucleotides long. Its product is annotated as potassium/sodium eff. The record is from RefSeq and is a predicted model, not a curated record. Gene Ontology annotation, biological process: potassium ion transport; sodium ion transport; intracellular calcium ion homeostasis. Lineage: Eukaryota; Fungi; Ascomycota; Sordariomycetes; Sordariales; Chaetomiaceae. Gene Ontology annotation, molecular function: P-type potassium transmembrane transporter activity; ATP binding; ATP hydrolysis activity. Gene Ontology annotation, cellular component: plasma membrane. The transcript is spliced from 4 exons. Bases 1 to 3267 code for a protein of 1088 amino acids.